Molecule: messenger RNA, 2668 nt
Organism: Diatraea saccharalis (sugarcane borer)
Lineage: Eukaryota; Metazoa; Arthropoda; Insecta; Lepidoptera; Crambidae
Source: the annotation of a GenBank genome assembly
AAACUGCCCGCGAAGCGUACAUGUCUCCACUCUUCACUGAAUAUCCGGUCUUAUUCUUCACAAAAUACGGUUCAUUUUUCUGUGUUUUUCUAGAAGAGGAGUGGAAUUGUUUUAACGGUGUUUAUUUUUUUAAUUGAAAAGUGUUUUAGUUUAUUGAAAAUAAUAGUGGGUGGUGUUUUAAAAAGUUAGUGAUUUAAUGUUUUUUUGUUUGUUUACCUUUUGUGGGCGACGGUAUCAUUCGAUUAUAAUUUGUGAUGGUGUAAUUGCAUUUAUAUAAAACAUUUAAUCAUUAUAUUUAAAAUAUCUUAAUGUGAUGCUUUUUUCUGAAAUAUGCGUCAACUAGCUGUAGUUUUUUUGUGGUUCGUCUAAAAUUUGGGAAACAGACAAACAUUUUUAAUGAAAACAGUUACUCAUACAGCACAAAGAUCACGUAAACACUGGAAAAAAAUCUUCGCUCGGCAACUGAAAUUCGGACAAAAUUAUUUCUGUACUUGCCACCCACCAUUGCUGUUGGCUAGUAAAUUGUGCACGCCAAUUUGAAUCUAAACACAUUGUAAUAGAAAACAAUACUGCACUCUUAUUGUUUUUCAUCUGUUUUUCUUAAUGUGGUUUGGAUAUAUAUGCAAAGUGGUACAAAUGGUGUACGUCAACUAUCACUGGCUUCUCAGAGGAUGAUUAAUCAUCAGACUGAUUCUAGAAAAGCCAAACUUUGAAAUGAUAUCAUUAAUUUUUGUUUACUACUAACAUAUUUUGUGGAAAAAGUAUUCAUCGAAAAUAUAACAUACAAUUCCUCUUAAAUGUUAAAUAUAAUUUGUUCAUUCAAAUUUGCAAUAAAUCUUAUCAAAGUUGGCACAGCUUUAUGUGCUGCAUUCUUAAUAACCGACAUUAAUUAAAUGUUGUAAUGACAGAAAGGACUGUUAAAAAUUAGUUACAAAUAUAUUGUUUAUCGUUUAAUACCAGUUAUGUGCUUUUGAGUAACUAAAAUCAAUUACAGAUAGGUACACUUGAAAAUUUCAUUCACACAUUAUAAAACAAGCGCAUAGAAGCUUGAACAAAAAAACAGUGAUCGUUUUAUUUGAAGUCGAAAAACUGGAAGAUCAAAAUGAUGACCAUAAGUGAAAGUCAGUACUCAUCGAACAAGAGAUCUAGCAUCCACAAGAUCAAUGAUAGAGUUAUCCAUCGGGACAGCUACAAUGAUGUGAAUUCAUCGUCCAGCGUGAACAGUUCCCUGGUCACGAAGCGUGGCUUCAAACCUUCAGACAUGUAUGAUCCACAAAAGAAAGCGUUCCUCACAAACCUCAGUUAUAAGUUAUUCCCUGUAAGUUGGGAAAACAUAGAAAAUAAGUCACUUCUACUGGGGGAUAAGGAAAUUGACCUGAACAAGAUCUUCACACCGGCGGCUGAUGCUGAAGAACAUAUUAUUAAGAAAGAUCGCAAGUUUGAGAAAACUUUCGCGUCUUCAGCUUUCUAUGUGCCUGGCGUCCACCCAACUGUGAAGGAACAGAUGGAUCUGGCGAGAGCCAUCUCCAGGUCCUUGAGUGAUUCCAGCAAUCACAUGAGCAGGGGCCAAAGCAUGUACGUCAACAGGAAGAAGAGAUCUGUCAAAUGGGUGCAUGAAGGUAGAGGCCGAAACACUUCGAACUCAUGUUCCACGCCCACUCCGGUAGCCAACCACGAUACAGCCUACCGUCCGCCGUCGAGUCUGCGUAGUCAGAAAACGUAUCCCAAGUCCGCACUGAAACACACGUCGCUACCCAAAAUGGAACCUUUCCCGGUCUCCCCACCAACUAUUACCGUACAAAACAUAGAGGUUCCCUUGUCUCUGGCACCCACAAAGCUAAACGAUGUCUAUGCCUCACCGAAAAGCCCGCGCUUGCCCCUUGUCUGUGGGCCCAAUUUCAAUGUAGCGCCUCGCGGUUGGGGUGAAAUGAGGGAUUAUUACCGACCUGUGUCACUAGAUGGCGUUGGCAAAGCUUCUCUACCGUACACAGACUAUUAAUUGAAAAUAUCCGAUUAAAUUUAUUUAUACCCAUUUAUUUCUAGCUUCAUCUGCGUGUGAACUAUUAAUAUAUUAUUAAAAAUAAGUGUAAUGCAAAAGUAAAGAUUUCAAAAGAAAUUCUCAGAAUUUAAUUAUGUAUUUCUAAGGUCAUCAAUAUAUUAAAAACAAUGCCCACAAAUAGAAUAAAGUUGGUAUUUCUAAAAAAACAAGUAACCGUUGCUGCUAAUUUAAUGUUCUAAAGCUAAAUUUCAUUGCCUCUGCUGUAAAGACAGAAAUUGCGUUUCUAGAUUGAAAUUAUAAAAGUAUAUUAAAUAUUUAUUGUAAUUAUAUUAUAAAAGGCAUUUUAUAAGUUCCACAAUAAAUUUUAACUAUCACUUACAUAUUUAAUAAUAAACUAAUUUAAAUAUUUUUGAAUAUUUUAAAUCUCUAUGUCAUUUAACUUUCAAAAAAUAAGAUAAUAAUGAUUAAUAAAAAAUAAAAAAAAUCACAAUUUAUAGUUUUUUAAGGUUAUUUAUGUUUAUUAAUUUAAUUUAUAUAAAUGGAAUAAUUUGUGUUUAAUAAUUACAUAAGUACAGUACGAACUAGUCAUAACUAAUUACAUGUUUUUAUUUAUGUCAUGUGACUGCCUCACGGUUUCUGAAUCUCAACUGAUUAUUCUCAAUAAUUUAA